Messenger RNA from Anastrepha ludens (Mexican fruit fly), 2084 nucleotides. RefSeq lists its product as uncharacterized. The coding region runs from base 834 to 2084 and encodes 416 amino acids. The transcript has 4 exons. NCBI's taxonomy places the organism in Eukaryota, Metazoa, Arthropoda, Insecta, Diptera, Tephritidae. The record is from RefSeq and is a predicted model, not a curated record.
GAAAGUGUGGUUUUCGACGAUUUUUAAAAAUGCCGAAACGAUCUGAUCUUGGCCGUAAAUCGCGCAAUACACGUAAUCAUGCUGCAAGGAGAAAUGAAGAGACUGCAGAGCAACGAAGUCAGCAUAAUGAGCAAAGUAGACAACGUAUGGAGAGAUCACGUUCUGCUCAUUCGAAUGAAAAACGGGAAACACGUAAUAAUAAUGAUCGUGAAAGAAUGAGAAGAAAUCGUGCAGUGCAAGGUCAACAAAAUACGAACAUGAAUCAGCGUAUUAGGAGACAGAGGUCAAUUGUACAAAAUCUCAACAGAGCAGCGUUUGCAUAUAAUCAUUUGUAUGACUAUAGUUUGCACAAUUCUGUUGUAAUUGGAACCAUGACUAAUGUUUGCAAACAUUGUAAGGCACUGAAAUUUCAAAAUGAAACCGAUGGUCUUUGUUGUUCCGGUGGAAAAGUUAAACUACCGGAAUUAAAACUUCUCCCUGAACCAUUACGUUCAUUUGUAUCGGGAACAACACCAUUAUCAAGGCAUUUUUUGGACAAAAUUCAAACGUAUAAUUCCUGUUUUCAAAUGACAUCAUUUGGUGCUUCGAAAAUAAUCACAGAUAAUUUCAUGCCAACAUUCAAGAUUCAAGGACAAAUUUACCAUCAAGUCGGAUCUUUAUUACCAUUCGCGGAUGCAAAUUAUGAGUUUUUAUAAAUUUAUUUUAUUGGUAAUACCGAAGAUGAAAUUGAUCGACGCUGUACACUUGCCACUAAUGCUCGACGAGCAAUAGUUGGAGAACUGACAGAAUUUUUCCAUGCACAUAAUUUAUUGGUUCGAUUGUUCAAAACAGCGAUGGAUCGAAUGCCAUCAGACAACCAUAAAAUUGUGAUUCGUCCAGACAAAGUACCUGUAGGCGAGCACUCUAGACGAUUCAAUGCUCCCACUAUCGACGAUGUUGCAAUUGUAAUUGUUGGCCAAGAUUUUCAAAAGCGUGAUAUUGUGCUUCAUCGUAGAACAAACGAGCUAACACGUGUGUCUGAAACGCAUCGCUGCUACGAUGCUUUACAAUAUCCAAUAUUAUUUUGGGAAGGCGAAGAUGGCUAUCAUUUCAAUAUAAAAAUGAUAAACCCAGCUACAGGCGCAGAAACGAAUAAAAAAGUUAGCGCUAUGAAUUAUUAUUCAUAUCGAUUAAUGAUUCGUGAAAAUGAAGAAUCUCACAUUCUGAAAUGCAGAAGAUUGUUCCACCAAUUUGUCGUGGAUAUGUAUGCAAAAAUUGAGACCGAGCGCUUAAACUAUAUCAAAUUCAACCAGACUAAGUUACGGUCCGAGGAAUACAUUCACUUACGGGAUGCAGUGAAUAACGAUGGAAAUGUGAAUGACGUCGGUAGAAUGAUCAUAUUACCAGCAACAUAUAGUGGUAGCCCGCGACACAUGCAUGAAUAUGCACAGGAUGCCAUGGCGUAUGUUCGCGCUUAUGGACGGCCGGAUCUGUUCAUUACUUUUACAUGCAAUCCGCAAUGGACUGAAAUCAAAGACCAUUUCUUUCCUGGCCAAUCCCCAAUUGAUCGACACGACCUAACUGCACGUAUUUUCAAACAAAAACUAAAAUCACUUAUGGACUUUAUUGUCAAACAUAGAGUGUUUGGAGAGGUGCGUUGUUAUAUGUAUUCCGUUGAAUGGCAAAAACGGGGAUUACCGCACGCACACAUUUUGAUUUGGUUGGUUGAUAAAAUUACACCGGAUCAAAUUGAUAGUGUGAUAUCAACUGAAAUACCGGAUCAAAUGAUUGAUCCAGAUUUGUUCGAAGUCGUCACAAAAAAUAUGAUACAUGGACCUUGCGGUGCAUUGAAUCUGAACUCUCCGUGCAUGAUUGAUGGAAAAUGUUCGAAGCGAUACCCACGAGCAUUAAUUUCGGAUACGGUCACAGGUGACGAUGGAUAUCCGGCAUAUCUUCGUCGAUCAACUGAUGUCAAUGGUAAAUCAACGAUAAUUAAGGUGAGAAAUCAAAAUGUUGAAGUUGACAAUCGUUGGAUUGUUUCAUAUUGUCCAUUGUUGUCCAAAACAUUCAAAGCGCAUAUUAACGUGGAAUACUGUUUUCUUUGA